Cutaneotrichosporon cavernicola is the source of this 2703-nucleotide messenger RNA. RefSeq lists its product as uncharacterized. Bases 1 to 2703 code for a protein of 900 amino acids. Gene Ontology annotation, molecular function: dipeptidyl-peptidase activity; serine-type peptidase activity. Gene Ontology annotation, biological process: proteolysis. The transcript has 2 exons. NCBI's taxonomy places the organism in Eukaryota, Fungi, Basidiomycota, Tremellomycetes, Trichosporonales, Trichosporonaceae. The record is from RefSeq and is a predicted model, not a curated record. Gene Ontology annotation, cellular component: plasma membrane.
AUGGCUCAAUACGACGCACUCGCCACGGAUGACCGACCUCCAUCACGAGGCGAAGGAGUCGCUCUCCGCACCUCUGAUGAGGAGCACGUCUACCCACCCGCUGAGCAUUACUCUGCACGCGCGAGUUUGGAUACCGUCGGGAGUGGGAGCGAUAUCGUCUACCGCGACCAGUUGGACCAGGAUCCGUUCGAUGAGAAGACGGGGGAAGCUCAGAGAUACCACGAGCGGUAUGCGGACGACGAGGAGCAGGGGUAUACCGUUGAGCCUAGUCGACUCCGGCCGCGCAGGAAGUCGCGCAGCAUCCUUGCCAUCCUCGUGACCAUCGUUGUCGGUUCUGCAGUCAUCGGGUUCUUGGCUGCGACGUGGUACUCGGCUCCUGUAACUGUCACAAAGGCCGGGAACAAGCACAUCACCAUGGACCAUGUCUUCAAUGGCACUUUCGCGCCUAACCGUGUUCAGAGAAACUGGGUAGACGAGGCCGAAGAUGGGACAUACUCGUCGACAGACAGGAAGGGAAACAUCAUCCUCGCCUCUGCAACCGACCCGAACAACACACGCAUCCUCGUCAAGGCUGACGACAUUGUCGACCCCCGCUCCGGCUUGUCACUGUACUGGCAGACCUGGAAGCUGUCGGCCGAUAUGAAGUAUGUCCUCCUCAGCUCGGACUAUGUCAAGCAGUGGCGCCACAGCUCGCACAGCAACUUCUGGGUACACCGUUUGGCGGACCACAAGACAUUUGCGCUGCACGAGCCGAGUCUUCCUCCCGCUAUCGCGUAUGCCGAGUGGUCGCCAGUGUCACACUCAAUCGCUUACGUGUCUGGCAACGACUUGUACGUAGUCCCGGAUGUCGAGCUCGAUCAGGGCGAGCACAACUUGACCGCUGUCCGGGUUACCAACGACGGGAGCAAGGUCGUGUUCAACGGCGUCCCGGACUGGGUGUACGAGGAGGAGGUGUUCUCUACGGACAGUGCGUUAUGGUGGGCACCAGACGCGCACUCGGUCGCAUACCUCCGUUCCAAUGAGACCGAGGUCAUGGAGUACACGUACCCGGUGUACAACGAGGGCCACGAUGCCGACGCUGUCCACCCGUACACAUCAGAGGUGGUGAUGCGCUACCCGAAGCCUGGGACGCCGCUCCCGCUCGUGUCGGUGCAUACAUUCAACCUCAACCGGUACUUUGAGGCGGGCGCGCAAGGUCUCGGUGACAAGCGUCUGGAAGCGGCCAAGGAGACGCUGAGCUGGCCGGGACAGCUGCCGCCGGGCGAGGGUAUCGUCGUCGAGGUGUCGUGGGUCGGCAACGAUGCCCUGCUGGUCAAGGAGAUCGAUAGGCCUGCGCGCAAUGGCCAGGUCAUUGUGUUCCAGGGUGGAAACGUUGUGGGCAAGCAGGUGCGCAAGCUUGGCAAGGACGGUGAGGAGGGCGACGACGGCUGGAUCGACCAUGGGCAGAACCUCAUUGCCAUCCACGAGAGCGGCGGUACCGUAGCGGGAUACCUCGACAUUGUGCCGAAGAAGGGCUGGAACCACAUUGCACUCUUCCACCCCGUGGACGCGACCGACCCCAUCUGGCUCACCGAUGGCGAGUGGGAGGUCACCGAGCUCAACGGCGUUAACCAGGAGGAGGGCGUAGUGUUCUUCACAGCCGCCAACCCCUCUAUCGACCGGCACAUCUACAGUGUCAAGCUGCCCGACGCGGCGUCGCUUGCCAACUUCAAGCCCUCGCCCAAGCCGCUCACCGACACCAGCCAGCCCGGGUACUACUCGGCGUCAUUCUCUCCACAGGCUGGCUUCUAUGGUCUCUCAUACGAGGGUCCGCUUGUGCCAUGGCAGCGUCUCAUCGAGGUCCGCGACGGCGGCAUUGACGAGCUGCUCGAGGACAAUGCGGCCCUCAAUGCGACGAUUGCAGAGUUCCACCGCCCCAUCGUGAACCGCGGCAUCCUCGAGAAUGACGGUUUCGAACUUAACAUGAUCGAGAUCCUCCCUCCCAACAUUGACACCUCUGGGCGUAAGAAAUACCCCCUCCUCAUCGAGGUGUAUGGCGGCCCCUAUUCGCAAAAGGUAUCCAACUCGUUUGGGCGCGACUGGCACCAUUUCUUGGCCUGUGAGCAGAAGUACGUUAUUGUGAGGGUGGAUGGCCGGGGAACGGGGUUCAAGGGUCGACAGCUGCGCAACCCGAUCAUGGACGACAUUGGCCGCCUCGAAGCACUGGACCAAGCCGCUCUAGCCCGCGAACUUGUGAAACGCAAAUACAUUGACCGGGAGCGGGUCGGUAUCUGGGGCUGGAGCUACGGUGGCUACAUGACCCUCAAGUCGCUCGAAGCCAACCCCGACCUCUUCACCCUCGGCAUGGCAGUUGCGCCGGUCACCGACUGGCGGUACUACGACGCAAUCUACACUGAGCGAUACAUGAACACGCCCGAGGCCAACCCCGACGGGUACGCGGCGUCGAGAGUGAACAAUCUCACCAACUUUGACGGCAAGGACCUGCUCAUUGCGCAUGGGAGCGGCGACGAUAAUGUCCACUUUGCCAAUACUGCUUCCCUUGUCGACCGGCUCACACAGGACAAGGUCAGGGGGUGGCGGAUGCGUAUGUUCACCGACUCGGAUCAUGGGAUUCGUACGCGCGGCGCCUACCGCGAACUGUACGAGUGGAUGACGGCGUUUCUGCAUGAGAAGUGGGGUCAGGGCGGUAAGGUCAAGCACUAG